AUGUACCUUACACCUCCCUCAACCUCGGACUCUCCAGUAUCGCAGUAUUCGCAGUUCUUCGAAACGAGUUCGUCUAGCUCUGACACUUCCUGCCCUCCGAAUCGCCUGCCGUCUUGCUACGACUCUCCAUUGCAGCAAACUGUUUCCACAGGCGUUUCACAGUCAGACUUGGAACCAGACUCGUAUUCCCAUCACGCUCGCUGGCUCUCAUUACCCCAGAGCCAGCUGCUAUCUCCGCCUCCCAUGGACCACGGAAGCACUGCUUGGGUCACCUCAGAUGGCUUGGUAGCAGGUACCAGUACAGCGUCUUCAAGCUCGGUGGAACCUGAUGCUUUGCAUGCAGACUUCAACGCAUUUACAGGAUACGACUCUUGUUUGCCUGCUCCAUAUCAAACACAUGAUGCCUAUAUGCCAGCGGGUCGAAACCCAUCAGUCCAUGAGCCCUCAUUGCCUUCUACCAGCCAAUCCGGGCGAGCGCCCACAUUAGGAGCGAGACCGUACGGAUACUUGCAAGACCCAUCUAACUCUAGAUAUAGAGUUGAAGGUUCCGUCAGUAGUUACAGCCAGACUUAUGAACCGCAAUCUUACUCGACUCCUGGUCCGUCUACUUCUGCCUAUCAAACCGAAGGGGCACCCUUCACUUCGAACCUGCCUCCCAGCAUGGGUGCAAGUGCUUCUCCAGCUUGGCCCAAGCAAGAGUAUGAAGUGUCUCAGUUCUAUUCAACCCCGCAAAGUCAACUUGCUGAUAUUGGCAACGAGAGGAGGCUACUAAAGACGAGUAAGGUCAAGAGACCCACCAGAAAACACACGUCGAAGGAGGAGGCGAACUUUCAAUGCGAAGUGAAGGGGUGCGGGAAGUUCUUCAGCCGCAGCUACAACUACAAGUCCCAUCUGGAGACUCAUGACGAGAAGCGCGAGUACCCUUUCCCCUGUACUGUUGAUGGAUGUACCAAGAAAUUUGUGCGGAAGACGGAUCUUCAGCGGCAUCACCAGAGUGUGCAUAUGAAGGAGCGCAACCACAAGUGUGACUAUUGUGGACGUCUGUUCGCCCGAAAAGAUACGCUGAGAAGGCAUAUGGAAGACGGCUGUUCAAAACGAUUUGAUAUCGGUACACUCAACCUGCAAGGCCCGGGGUUUGCUGGUCUUGGAAUUGUUAGCCCGAACCGAACAUCAGUCUUAGACCCUCGCAGACCCGGGUAG
Molecule: messenger RNA, 1200 nt
Organism: Fusarium sp. VM40
Lineage: Eukaryota; Fungi; Ascomycota; Sordariomycetes; Hypocreales; Nectriaceae
Source: the annotation of a GenBank genome assembly